Molecule: messenger RNA, 1605 nt
Organism: Colletotrichum lupini
Lineage: Eukaryota; Fungi; Ascomycota; Sordariomycetes; Glomerellales; Glomerellaceae
Product: GMC oxidoreductase
Exons: 3
Coding region: 1-1605 (534 amino acids)
Molecular function (GO): oxidoreductase activity, acting on CH-OH group of donors; flavin adenine dinucleotide binding
Source: RefSeq, a predicted model, not a curated record
AUGACUCUUUGGGACUGUAUUGUAGUCGGAGGCGGCAUCGCCGGUUCCGUGGUAUCAAACAGGUUGCUUCAACAGGACCCAACCCUCAGAAUCCUGCUCGUUGAAGCUGGCACCAACACCCAUGCCGUCGAGAACAUCGAAUGGAUUGACAUGAACAAUGCCAUCGGUGGCGAAUACGACUGGGGGUUCUCCUCUGUUCCACAAACCCAUCUUGACAACCGGGAGAUUCUAUCGCCCGUCGCUGCCUGGGCCCGCGGUCACAAGGUUGACUAUGACAUCUGGGCCGAGAGAGUUGGCGACCAAAGAUGGAGUUACGAAGGUCAACUUCCGUACAUGAAGAAGACUGAGUCGCUUUUUGACAACUUCACCAACCCCCUUUCUCACGGGCACACUGGCCCUGUCAAGGUUCAGUCACCAGGAUCCACCGGUCGCGUUUUCCCUCUCCGCGAACCCCUACUCGAGUCCUGGAAAGUGCUUGGAAUCGAUGCACUCCCUCAGCUGGACAACAAUGCCGGAAACAACCUUGGUGUUGCAGACCUUCAGGAGAACAGGAACCAAGGAAAACGCCAACUUGCUUCGCUCGUUUACUCUCUCAAAGGUAUUACGGUUCUGACCGAUAGCUUGGUCACCAAAGUCCUGGUGGAGAAGCAUCCAAAGGAUGGUCAUCUCGUCGCUCGUGGAAUUAGGCUUGAGAACGGGACCGAUCUUUUGGGACGAGAGACCAUUCUGUCUGCUGGCGCGUACCGCACGCCGCAGAUCCUGAUGCUUUCAGGCAUCGGUCCCGCGGAUACCUUGGAGAAGUUUGGUAUCCCCGUCCUUCUGGAUCAACCAGCGAUUGGCCGGAACUUCCACGAUCACGUUCUGAUCCCUACGAUCUGGCAAUUGAAGAACGCAUCAGCAGGAUACGCCAAGGAGUCCGGCAAUCCCGUCUUCAACCAGUCUCAAUACGCACUAGGGGCUUUCAUCGAUUUCAUGACGGUCACUUCUCUCGAGAAAGAAGGUCUAGCUAUUGCCAUUGCCGAAGACGAGGGAUCGGUCCCUGAUCCCGCUAUACAUCCGUUGCUGAAGCAAGAUCGCGCUCAUUCAUCACACUUGCUUCAGUACUCGGGGGUUUCCGCGGAUGGUUCAGCCAUCUUGAUGAUUUCGGUUGUCUUUAUCAACUCUGCCCGAGGUUCUAUCACUAUCCAAUCCUCCGAUAUCAAGGAUGCACCACUCAUCGAUCCCAAUUUCUUGGGUACUAACGUCGACCGCUAUGCUGCUAGGGAGACCAUCAGACGCAACAUCAAGUUGCUGACUUCUGAUGAAACGAUUAUAGGAAGAGAGGUGGUGGCGGGCGAGCUGGCGGCAGAGCCAUUGACACUGAACUCCACAGACGAGCAGAUCGAUGCCCGGGUGCGCGAGAUGGCAGGGGGAUGCUACCAUCCUGCAGGCACAGCCUCCAUGGGUACUGUUGUGGAUACGGACUUGCGCGUGAUUGGGGUUUCGGGUCUUCGUGUUGUUGAUACUUCAGUGUUUCCUGUCUCCGUUUCGGCCAACCUACAAGUGGCUGUCUAUGCUCUAGCAGAGCAAGCUGCUGAGAUCAUUGGGUCAACAAAGAAGUGCUAA